Pocillopora meandrina is the source of this 4431-nucleotide messenger RNA. Lineage: Eukaryota; Metazoa; Cnidaria; Anthozoa; Scleractinia; Pocilloporidae. The record is from the annotation of a GenBank genome assembly.
AUGGGUGCUGCUAAAGUUGUUUGGGGUCGUUUUCUUGGACAGAUCGAGGCGGUAUUACCUCGUAAGCUUGUUCCAUUUUGGAAAGCUCCUGCCGGUGCGUAUUUUCUCUUGAUUUUGCGCUAUUUUACACGGCGUCUGAUUUCGGCGACGUAAACAUGUCUGGACUUUAGCGCUUCGACGACGUAUUUUGAAAUGGGAUCAAUAUGACUACCGGCAUAAAUUUUAAAUAGAAGAGAAUCCCUGAUCGAUUAUCUAAUUUGGUUUGUCUACAAAUUGAAGCGUUUGUUUGUUUCGGGAUGUACCCCACAUACGUACUUAAUGGCAGAACCAGAAAUAUACAAACAUGAAAUGGGCGAUAGUGUUUAACUAACCGGUACAUGCAAGACAUGCCGGAGCAUGACGGGACGCUACCCUGCACACGAAGAGUACGGUAAUUCUGUUUUUAAAGGCGAAAAAAUUUCCAUGGUAAGCGAUAUGCCAAGGGUUCUAAAAUCUCAUGCCAAUUAAGUGGCUGAAAGAGAGGUCGAGGAAGCCAGACAAUUGGAACUACUUAUUUUCUUCCGGAGUGGUUGGUUACAUUGGUUGGUUAACGGACCCUCCUUGCACGAGGGUUUCGCAUGCACUGCCUUUCUGCAACACAUGUUAAUCCAAACUGAGACAUGUGUACAGUGAGGCAGUUUGAAUGUCAUGGCUCUGAGAAACAAAGGUCUUUUUCAAGUUAUUUUAAUUAUCAGUAUUUCACUAAAGUUUGCAACAUAACCCUUAAAAUUGUGCUUUGAAGUAUUUUAAAGAUUUUUCUCAAUUUUUACGGUAAGGUAUGUGUAGGGUAAAAUUUCUGCACAGCCCCAUACUACAUUAUGUAUUCAGUUCUUGGAUAGAGAAAACAAUGACAAAAACAAUACAUUGCCAUUCGGAAAACAGAUUUGUUUUACAAUAAUAUGGGGCUGUGCGGAAAUUUUACCUUGUGUAGCCCCUAAAUUGUUCCAGUCAGCCAUUGCAACAGUCACAGCCCUUUAGAAAGUUAUUAAAACUAUGGAACUAUGUACAUUUUCUUGUAAGUACUAAAUUUUUUUCAGAGGUAUGUAAUUGAUUCUGCAUUUAUAUAUCUUUUUUUUUCAGGGCCACAAACUAUCUUUUUCUGGGCACCAGCUUUUAAAUGGGUAAGAACAUGAAAAAUUUUUAUAAUACUAUGCAAGUUUUCAUCAGUCAGUAGUUUGAAAACUUCUCAUAUAAGUAUACACCAGGCAUGUGAUCAGUGAUGCCUUUCUCAUGUUCUAAUAUGACUUUCUCACUUGGAGGUCAAAAGGAGGUCUUCUUAAUCCUUUAGCCCUCGAGAGUGAAAAGCAUGUAAUUUCUCCUAAAAGUGUCAACCCUGAAUCAAAUAUUAAGGUCUCAAGAAUAAAGGAAAUGAUUACCAACCAAAGAAGUUCUUGAUUGUAGAACUAAUUCUUCUUUUCAGAACUGUUGGAAAUGUAUAAAGAACAUCAUGGAGAAUAUGCAUACUGAUAUUAUGGUGUUAAAGGCUAAGAUAGUACCAUUCAUAAUUUUUUCUCAGUGAGAAAUAGUUAAUAAUGUAAGUGAUGUAAUUAUUGCACCUAUUGAAGAUGUUGCACUGUUUUUGUUGAAGGGUCUUGUAUUUGCUGGUAUUGCUGAUCUUGCAAGACCAGCUGAUAGACUCAGUCCAUCACAGUCAACAGCUUUGGCAGCUACUGGUGAGUUCAAAUAUUCCAUUCCCAUUUAACCCAACUUGGUUAGCUCAAGUUGUACAGCGCUGCACUGCUGUGUGUGAGGUUGAGGGUUCAAGCCCCAGACUGGCCCAACACCCAGGGUCAUAAAAUAAUUGAGGAGAUUGUGCAGCCUUUACUGUGUUGUGAUUUGCUUAUAUUAUUGUUUACACAGGCCCUGAUUCAAACCAGCUUUGAAGCUUGAACCUAAGUUUAAACUUAACAUCAUCAGGAGCAAACACAAACUCUGAGUAAAUGUUUUACUUUCUGAUAUCAGGGAUAAGAAAGCAACAGCAAGUUAUAUUAACCCUUAAACUGCCAAGGUCUGAUUGUUAAUAUUCCUCACUAGUUCAAGGUAACAACUUCUACUAGAUAAGUUUGAGUAUUCUCAUAACCUGUUUGCUGGACAUGGUAGAGGUAUUAAAGGGAGAAGUUACAUGUUAAUCACUUCUGGGAGUUAAAGAGUUAACAUGUAACUUCUCCCUACAAUAUUUAUACAUUACUCAGCAAACAUGUAAUGAGAAUACCCAAACUUAUUUGGUAGAAGUUUUUGUCUUGAUCUUACAUCAAAUUCUCAAAACUAAUUACCCGAGAUCUCAUAAGAUAUUCUCCUUAGUAUCUGCCAUACAAUUCUUAUGACGUUAGUUUGGAGAAUUUGUCAUUGGAUCAACUAAAAAUCUCCUAAUCUUUAUUCUUAUUUAUUCUCAUCACCUGUCUGCUUUAUAUUGCAUUAACACUGUAAGGAGAAAUCCUCUCUUGGUCACUCAUGGGAGUUAAAGGGUUAAGGUUCUAAGGGAACUUGGUCUCCUUUGGUUUAAAUGUAUUUUGUCAGUUUCUCCAUUCUGUGUAGUGGAAUAGGAUUGUCCAAACAGUGUGCAUACUUGUUCCUCUGGCUGCAUAAAUUUAAAUCAGUUUACAUUUUUGGUUGUAUAUUGAUGUAGAAUGCAUGUUUGCUAUAUUGUAUGAGUUCACCAUAGCAAUUUUAAAUUCUGUAUGAACUUUACAAGCUAGGUAAAAGCAUUGGGUAGACUAAACUGAUGUAGCAACCUCAAAUUCUGCAUAAACUGCACAAGCCACACUCCCAGACACAUUUGUUGGGACAUGUACUGCCUCUCUUGCCCCUCUGAAUGAUGUGCUGAGAGAUAGCACAGAAAAAUUGGCAAUUAACCACCUUAUAAAUUUUUGUGGAUAAGUGUCCCAACUAAUUAUGUCUGGGAGUGUAAUUACAAGCAUUAGGUAGAAAAAUUGAUUUUUAGUUGGUCAGUGAGUCAAUUGCUAAGUCAUCUGGCAUGUUUACUAGUUACUUUAGGAUCAAACUCUAAUUCUAAAUUCUGUAGGUCAGGGAGGUGAUUUGGCAAAUGUAAGUGUUUUGUUUUACUUUAUUUUAGUUUGCUGUUAAUAUUGUUUGUAAUUAACUUAUGUUGUUAUUAUUAUUAAAUUAUUGCAGGAUUGAUAUGGGCAAGGUACUCGUUGGUAAUCAUCCCCAAAAACUGGUUGCUCUUUAGUGUCAACAUUGGUCUUGGAAUCACAGGAAUAAAUCAGCUUUGUAGAAUAGCAUAGUAUGUGUUGUUUUAUUGUGUUGUAAAGGAUAGCUGCAACCAUCUGUGUAUUCCCAGUGGUCUUCAGUGUGUUUUUGAAAAUGUGAAAACACUGACAGAUGUGAUAUUUAUUUCUAAAAGAAAUAGUUUCCAUGUUUACACAGCUUCACAUAGAAGCUAAGCAGACUGAAAAUUCUUAAAAUUUUUUUUCAAACUUUUCUUGGAUAAACUUCCUCAAUUUUUCCCAACCCUGAGAUUUUAUUUUACACCUAGUAGGUAAAGACAAAAGUCCUUUGUCGCAGCACUUGUCAAUAGAAUGCAAUUGCUUGUGUCCCAAAGAGGUCAAGCACCAAUUUUUUUGCAAGAAAAAGCGUGAAGUCAUCACAUCAGAAUGUGUGAUUGUAUUCAUUAAUAUUUCACUUAUCUUUUCAGUUACAGGUAUACUCUUGAGAAAUCAAAAGAAUCAAGUGAAAUCCAAGCAAGUGUGGAACAUAAAGCAAACUGAGGUCAUGGUGGAUUGGAAUAAGGACAUUGUAGAUAUUGAAUUUACUUAAUCUGAGCCUCACUUUGGGAGUUAACCCGGGAAAAAAUUAUUUUUUCAUUUUGGUUGGUCAGUUUUUGUCAUCAGUCUACACAUCAGAUCACUAUUUUACCCAUUAAUUUUUAGUGUAAUUCAUUUCUAAUCCAACUGGUAAUAACUCAUAGGGAAAAUCAGGUUUUAUCUAUAUAUAUUUAGAUAUGCUACUGCUCAAGCAGCCUGUAAUUAAAUUAUUCAAUGAAAAUAUUUAGCAUUUUUGAUCAUUCAAAUUUUGUGUAGAUCAGGGUAGUUGCAAUGGGGUAGCUGUGCCUGAAUUGUAAAAUAUUAAUAGACAUGAAAAUGGGCAGCAACUGUGGAUUUUUCUAAUUUGGAGUUAGUAAGACAAGUAAUAGGUAUUGAAUUAAUUGUUUCUCAUGUGUAUCAUUAGUAUUUAAAAUUAGCAAGUGUCUUUUAAGGAUGGUAUAUUUAUACAUAUGGUUUUGGUAUCUCACAAGGCAUAGAAUAAUACAUGCAGGUGUUGUAAUGGUGAAUUAAAUGUAAAUUGUGUAUUAAAAAAUAAAGGUUUUGUUUACAUCAUUUCUAUGUUUUGAUGAGUCAUAUGCACCAUUUGGAUAUGGAGAUAUUUGAGUCA